Spodoptera exigua (beet armyworm) is the source of this 528-nucleotide messenger RNA. The record is from the annotation of a GenBank genome assembly. Lineage: Eukaryota; Metazoa; Arthropoda; Insecta; Lepidoptera; Noctuidae.
AUGGAGGAAUACAACGUGACAUACGAAUCGCUGGACGAUAUGAUGAAUCAGUCGGAGAGUAACUACCAGCCUUAUUAUGAAAGGCCGGAGACAUACAUAGUGCCGUUAAUAUUCGCACUGAUUUUCGUCAUUGGAGUAGUCGGCAAUGGGACUCUAGUAGCCGUGUUUGUUCGCCACAAAGCUAUGAGGAAUGUUCCUAAUACGUACAUCCUCUCACUGGCAUUGGCAGAUCUCCUGGUUAUCAUCACAUGUGUGCCAUUCACCUCCAUCGUGUAUACAGUGGAGUCGUGGCCCUGGGGAGCCACCGUCUGCCGCGUGUCAGAAGCAGCGAAAGAUGUCAGCAUUGGCGUAUCAGUAUUCACGCUGACAGCUUUGUCAGCUGACAGAUACUUCGCCAUUGUUGAUCCGUUGAGAAAGCUACAUGCUACAGCCGGCAGCGGUUACGAUAAUCCGGAAAAUGUAGAAGCUUUUCCUCGUACCUUUGCCGUACUGGCACUGCACACGGCAAUCUGGUACAUGUGGAUAUAG